AAAACCUAACAUGUUCCUUUCAAUGAAAAAAACCCUAACAUGUUUUUUUUUCCAGAAAGGAAACCUAACAUGUUAGUUAUUGAGACAAAACAUAUCAGAUAGUAAUAUCUAUAACUGGUUAUAAAACAUUUUUUUAUUUUUUUAUUUUUUAUUUUUUAUUUUUUAUUUUUGGGUUCAGAAUGGGCAAAGAAAGUUUUGAUAUUGGAUCUUCCAUUGAUGAUGAUCGAUAUGAAAAUGAACAUGUUCAAAUUGUUCCAUUUUUAGCUUAUUAUGUCAUGGAAUUGAUCACUACUGGUGCUUCAACCACUGUUUCUAAAACUAGUGUUGCACCAUUAGAGAGAAUCAAGAUACUUAUGCAGACAAGGGCAGAAGGGUUUCAUUCAAUUGGGAUGUAUGGAUCAAUGAAGAAGCUAAUGAAGAAUGAAGGUCUUAGGGGGCUAUACAAAGCAAAUGGUGUUAGUAUCAUCCGAACGUUACCUCAUUCGAUAUUCCAGUACGUGACAUACGAACAAUAUCAAAGUUUCCUACAAUAUAAAUGGCCUCGUGUCGAAAGAGGGCCAUUGUUGGACAUCUUAGCCAGCUCCGCAGCCAGUGCAACAGCAUUUCUAUGCACUUAUCCCUUGGAUUUGGCUCGAACCAAGUAUGCAUAUCAGGUGGUGGAUCGACAUCAAAGUAGCGGUGACUAUCGAAAAUGUAUCCAUUCAGGUCAUACCGCACAACGAGGGGUAACAAACGUCUUCAAGACCAUCUAUAAUCAAGGUGGAAUGCUCGGAUUCUAUCGAGGUGUAGGUCCAACACUAGGGGGAAUCCUUCCUUACAAUGUGAUAAAGUUUUAUGGUUACGAGGAGCUUAAAAGAUGGGUUCCCAAAGAAAAUCAAAGCUCCGUUGCAUUGAAUCUUUCAUGUGGAGCAUUGGCUGCCUUAAUUGGACAAACUGUAAUGUACCCAUUGGAUGUUGUUAGGAGACAAAUGCAGGUAGACAUUCUGAACCAGAAUGGUACGAGGUACAAAAACUCCAUUGAAGCCUUUAAAUCCAUCACCCAUAAUCAAGGAUGGAGACAAUUGUAUGCAGGUUUAUGCAUUAAUUAUAUAAAGGCUGUACCAUCAAUAGCCAUUGGUCUAACAGCUUUCGAUGUCAUUGACCGACAGCUACAUUUUCCGCGCUAGCAGUUUUCGAUCCAUGAUGUUAAACCCGGAUCUUGUAAAUAUCAUCUUUUAAAGACAGCUGCAUGAACCGUAAAGGUUUCUAUGAAUGAUGAAAAUUUCAAAACUCACCGGCUUCUUAAAUGUUACCUUUUAAAGGC
Messenger RNA from Gossypium raimondii (Peruvian cotton), 1303 nucleotides. Its product is annotated as mitochondrial carrier protein CoAc1. Lineage: Eukaryota; Viridiplantae; Streptophyta; Magnoliopsida; Malvales; Malvaceae. Gene Ontology annotation, cellular component: mitochondrial inner membrane. Gene Ontology annotation, biological process: transmembrane transport. The record is from RefSeq and is a predicted model, not a curated record. The coding region runs from base 180 to 1166 and encodes 328 amino acids. The transcript is spliced from 7 exons.